AUGGGCUGGUUGACGGUCGGGGUUAGGUGUCAAGUCUACCGGUCGCAACAAAGUAAUAAAGAUGAGGAUACUCGAUCAAAUAUAUCUUCUUCUUCUUGUCUUUUCUUCUUCUUCUCUUUCUUCUUCUUUCGCUUCUUCUUCUUCUUCUUCUUUCGCUUCUUCUUCUUCUUCUUUUGCUUCUUCUCAUUCUUCUUCUUCUUCUUCUUCUUCUUCUUCUUUCGCUUCUUCUUGUAUUUUUCUUCUUCUUCUCUUUCUUCUUCUUUCGCUUCUUCUUCUUCUUCUUUUGCUUCUUCUCAUUUUUCUUCUUCUUCUUUCGCUUCUUCUUGUAUUAUUUUCUUCUUCUCUUUCUUCUUCUUUCGCUUCUUCUCUUUUUUCUUCUUCUUCUCUUUUUCUUUCCUCUUCUUUCGCUUCGUUUUCUUCUUCUUCUCAUUCUUCUUCUUCUUCUUCUUUCGCUUCUUCUUGUAUUUUUCUUCUUCUUCUCUUCUUCUUCUUUCGCUUCUUCUCAUUCUUCUUCUUCUUUCGCUUCUUCUUGUAUUAUUUUCUUCUUCUCUUUCUUCUUCUUUCGCUUCUUCUUCUAAUUCUUCUUUCGCUUCUUCUUCUUCUUCUUCUUCUUCUUCUCAUUCUUCUUCUUCUUCUUCUUGUUUUUCUUCUUCUAGUCUUUCUUCUUCUUUCGCCUCUUCUUCUCUUUCUCCUUCUCUUUCUCUUUCCUCUUCUUUCGCUUCUUCUUCUUUUUCUUUCAAUCGAUUUUUUUUCAUCCUUGACGUCCUUGAUUUCAUUUUUCAUCUUUUUUUUCUCUUUUCUUUCAAAUUAUUCUUUGUUAUGCUUCUUUAUUUUAUCACCCCAACACCCCACUACCCCCACCACCAAAAAAAAAAGAAAAAAAAAAAGACUUCUUCAUAUAUUCCAGUCAUUCAGUGUCUUUUAUUUCUUUUAAUUGACGUCUUUUGGUAUCGUUUCUUUCUUUUUCUUUCUUUUUUUUUAAUGUUGUUCUUUUUUCAUUUGAACUAUUUUUAUUCAUUCAUUUAUUAUUCCUUUUUUUUUUCUUCAUCGUUGGCAUUUCCCUUUUUGUCUACUUUUCUUCAUUACAUUCUAUUCUCUACUUUUAUCCAAUCUUCUUUUCAAUUCUUCUCUUCAACAAUCUCUCCUUUCUUUUUUGGUUUCCUUUUUUGCUUUAAAAUUUCUUUCUUUCUUUCUUUCUUUCUUUCUUUCUUUCCCCGUCAUUUUUCUUCGCUACUUUUAUUCAUUCUUCUUUCAAUUCUUCUCUUUGACAAUUCCUCCAUUCUUUUUGGUUUCUUUUAUUCUGUAAAAUUUCUGUCGUUCUUCUUUCUUUCUUUCUUUCUUUCUUUCUUUCUUUCUUUCUUUCUUUCUUAUCCUUUUCUUCGACAAAUGACUUUAUUUCUUUAUUUUUUUCUCCUUUCCUUUUUUAAAUAUUUUUCUUUCUUUCCAUCAUUAGUCUUUCUUGAUUUGCUGCUUUCAGUUCUUUCCUACAAUUUCCCUUUCUUUUUUGUUUUCCUUCCUUUAUUAAAUAAUUUUCUUUCUUUCUUUCGUCUUUAUUCUUAUUUUUAUUUCUUUCAUUUUUUCCCUCUUUUUUAUUUUUCCUUCCAUCCUCCUUCACUCUCUCCUUUCCUUCCUUCCUUCGUUUUGUCAAAAUGCGGCCCUUUUCCAUUUCUUCCUUACUCAAGGAAAUUUCUCGUUUUGCCUUCCAUUUACACUUUUUUCCUUUCUUCUUCUUCUUCUUCUACUACUUCUUCUUCUUCUUCUUCUUCUUCUUUCAAUUCUUCUUCUUCUUUCCCUUCUUCGGCUCUUUUUGCUUCGUUUUCUUCUUCUUCUUUCGCUUCUUCUUCUUCUUCUUCUUCUCUUUUUUCUUCUUUCCUUUCUUCUUCUCAUUCUUCUCAUUCUUCUUUUUCGCUUCUUCUUCUUCUUGCGCUUUUUCUUCUCUUUCUUCUUUUUCCUCUUCACUUUCUUCUUCUUUCGCUUCUUUUUCCCUUUCUUCUUUUUCUUUUUCCUUCUUCUCCUCCUCCUUCUUCUUCUUCUUCGUUUUCGCUUUUUCUUCUUCUUUCGCUUCUUCUUCUUUCGCUUCUACUUCUUCUUCUUCUUCUUCUUUCGCUUCUUUUUCUCUUUCUUCUUCUUUCGCUUCUUCUUCUCUUUUUCUUCUUUCGUUUCUUCUUAUUAUUAUUAUUCUUUUUCGCUUCUUCUUCUUCUUCUUUCGCUUCUUCUUCUCUUUCAUCUUCUUCUUCUUCUUCUGUGCCUACAUCUUUUAAUUUCUUCCCUAUUUAUUCCUCAUUGCCACAAGGAAAUCGUUUCUUUUCUAUUCCUUAUUCCCAAACCUUUUCGCAUUCUAUUCCUUCACUGACGAACCAAAUAAUAGCUUCGGUUUUUCCCGCCCGAGCAAAAACUCUCUUAUUUAUUUUCGUAUUUUUUUGCAAUUUUCCUUUCGGUUUCUUUCUUUCUUUUUUUUUUCCAUUUUCCAUUAAUUUCGCCAUUUCGUUCUUUCUUUCUUUCUUUCUUUCGUUCGUUCUUUCGUUCGUCCUUUCUUCUUUCUUUCUUUCGUUCGUUCGUUCUUUCGUUCGUUCUUUCUUUCUUUUUUUCUUUCGAUUUUUCUUUCGUUCGUUCUUUCGUUCUUUCGUUCGUUCUUUCUUUCUUUUUUUCUUUCGAUUUUUCUUUCGUUCGUUCUUUCGUUCGUUCGUUCGUUCGUUCUUUCUUUCUUUCUUUCUUUCUUUCUUUCUUUCGUUCGUUCUUUCGUUCUUUCGUUCUUUCUUUCUUUCGAUUUUUCUUUCGUUCAUUCUUUCGUUCGUUCUUUCUUUCGGUCUCUCUUUGUUUCUUUCGUUCGUUCUUUCUUUCUUUCGAUUUUUCUUUCGUUCUUUCGUUCGUUCUUUCUUUCUUUCUUUCUUUCUUUCUUUGUUUUUUUUGCUCUUUCGUUCAUUCUUUCGUUUUUUCUUUCGUUCUUUCUUUCUUUCAAUCUUUCUUUCUUUCGUUCUUUCGUUUUUUUCUUUCGUUCUUUCUUUUAGAUUUCUCUCUUUCUUUCUUUCUUAUUUAAUCGAUUAUUUUUCCAACAUUUUAUUUCAGAUUUUCUUUCAUUUAUUUGACAUCUUACGAUUGUGUAUUUUCCUAACGGGAAUUUCUCUCAUAUUUCGUUGCCAGUAG
Acanthosepion pharaonis is the source of this 3144-nucleotide messenger RNA. Lineage: Eukaryota; Metazoa; Mollusca; Cephalopoda; Sepiida; Sepiidae. The record is from the annotation of a GenBank genome assembly.